Phytophthora nicotianae INRA-310 is the source of this 345-nucleotide messenger RNA. RefSeq lists its product as hypothetical. Bases 1 to 345 code for a protein of 114 amino acids. The record is from RefSeq and is a predicted model, not a curated record. NCBI's taxonomy places the organism in Eukaryota, Oomycota, Peronosporomycetes, Peronosporales, Peronosporaceae. The transcript has a single exon.
AUGCGUCUAUCUCACGUUUUGGUGGUGAUCGCGGUAUCUUUCCUGCCUGCCAGCGAGGCAUCCUUGGUGGCCGCAGCCUCAAGCCACAUUUCCAGCACUGCACCCGGUAGCACCAGCCAGCGACUUCUGAGGACCAGUCUCACAACCGCCGGGGCCCACGCUGACACCGAAGACAGGUCGCUGCCUGUGAAGGAGAUGAAGAAAUUGAUGAAGAAGUUAACGACGAAGGAGGACUUUGCUGAUAUGCUGGGUAUUUCGAAGCAGAUGGGACGAUUUCAUCAAGGGUGCUCCAGGUAUGGAUCAGUUCAUAGAAGUACGACAAGUACGGCUACGUUAACUAUUUGA